AUGGGCGCUUUCUUCGAGACGAUCCCGCCCUCGCUAGUCGACUGGAUCCUGGCGCAGAAACUACUAUACAUCGCCUCAGCGCCGCUCUCGGGCGAAGGCUGCAUCAACGUGUCGCCCAAGGGAAUCACAGACCGUAACGGCGCCGGUCCAUUCUUCGGAGUCAUCAAGGAGCCGACGCUGGACAGCAGCGAAAAAGCCGUGAUCCGCAAGUUCUGGUACAUGGACCUGACGGGCUCGGGGAUCGAGACGACGUCGCACCUGCACGAGCCGGGCAACGGGCGCAUCACCGUCAUGCUGAACGCGUUCGAGGGCCCGCCGCGCAUCCUGCGCAUCUAUGGCAAGGGCACGGUCUUGGAGUACGGCACGCAGGCGUUCAAUGCGCUGGUGAAAAGUGAGGGUAUCAAGAUCAUCGCCGGCACCAGGAGUAUCAUUCUCGUCGAUAUCUUCCAGGUCGGCACCAGCUGUGGCUUUUCCGUCCCCACGUAUGAUUUCACGGGCUACCGCACCACGUUGCACGAGUUCUUUGAGAAGCGCGUCGCGGCCGAGGAGGCGGGCAAUCGCGCCGAUGGCAUUGAGCGAUACUGGGCGUUCAAAAACGCGUGGAGCAUGGAUGGCCUGCCCGGCAUGAAGCGCGGCGUGGAAACCGGCAAGACCGACGCCGUCAAGCCGAUCAAGAAAAUGGUCGGGCCACAUGCGCCGCUCGCGAAUGGACAGCUGCGGCCGAUCAAGGCGGCGUAUAGUGUUGGACAUUUGAUUCUUGUGGCUUUGCUCAGUUCGAUUUUCACGGGUGUGGCGAUCUUGCUUGUCCUGCUUUAUGGGCCGGGGGCGUCGAGGUCGAGGGCGAGUAAGAUCUGGUAG
Molecule: messenger RNA, 858 nt
Organism: Exophiala bonariae
Lineage: Eukaryota; Fungi; Ascomycota; Eurotiomycetes; Chaetothyriales; Herpotrichiellaceae
Exons: 2
Coding region: 1-858 (285 amino acids)
Source: RefSeq, a predicted model, not a curated record